AUGAGGGCUCCCGGCCCAGCUCUAGAUUACCAGUUCUGUGAUGGGCUCUAUCUAUGCCACCUAUGUCCAAAGGCCACUGGCACAAAGAAUUGGCGUCGACACUGUGGCUCUGUCACGCACAAGCGCCAGGUUCAACGCCGAGACGAGGCCAGGCGUAUGAGUCAACCGGUGGUCCCAGAGACGGUUGGGACACCAGGAGACCCUGGGGAGGCUGAUGGGCAGGAGGAUCACACACAAGAGGACAAUGCGCACAGAGAGAGGGUGUGGGAACGGAUUGAGCGCUUCCUGGCACUGGAAGAGGAAGAGGCUGCAUUGGAUACAAACACUAGGGCGCUGGACGACUACUUGGACGAGCUUGAGUCAAGGGGCGCAAGGGAAGGGGGAGCCAACCUGGGAAACGGCACUGGACAGGGGCCGGACUGGCGCGGAUUGGCUGAGACGGCACUCAUGGGGAUUGAGGUGGAUAAGGACGAUCACAUUGUUGAAGACCCCCCAAUCCUCAGGACAGACAAGAGGUCGGACCGGGUGAACAAAAGCCCAUGGUACCCUUUUAAGAGCCAAAUGGACCUCAUUGCGUCACUAAUUGUGGGGCACACACAUUCAAUGCUCUCAAGAAGUCUGUACACCAAAAUCAGGGCAAUAUUGACCCUAUGCGGCCUGCGUUUGCCCGCUUGGGCGACAGUGCGCACGUCACGUGAGAGGAUUAGGGGUUUAUUGGGCAGUAAGAUCAGGAAGGCUGUAUCCGUUUUCGAUGUGCCUUGUUAUGCACUGAGUGCAAAGAAGAUCUUGAGCCAAGAAUUGGCUAACCCUCGUGUCUCCAAAUUCUUGGACUAUUACCCCGAGAUGACAGAUGGUUUGAUGAUCAAGAAGUUCUCUCAAUCAGGAAAGUGGCUGUCAGGAAUGUCACGAGCGAUUCGACCACAAAUGUGUGAGGCAAACGGAAAACACUUCUAUAUUUAUGAACCAGUCCAACUGCGGUCCCAUGUGGUUGUGGUCCCGGUGUAUCUUUUUAUGUAUCAGUCGGUUCUACACGCAAGGUGCUGGGAGAUACUUGAUGAUCACAUAACAAGUACCGAAACGAGUGUCGAGGGAAAUUUAUCAACAGUUCUUAAUAUCCGAAUGCCAUUGGAUCUGGACUUUGAUGACGCGCGGUUGGGUUCAAUCCCUGUGGAACAGUUUGAUGUGGAAUACUCAGGAAUUCGCUGGGAAGACGGGAGGCUCCUGGUGGAGGCAUACAGUACAGGUCUAUCAGGAGAGGUUUUGAUGUUUCCAAAUCCUUGGAGGGCCAAGGCGAAGAAGAUGAUCCUUCGGAAUGUGCCAAUAACCCUAUAUUCGGACGACACUUCAGGGAAUGUUUCCAAGCAAUUCAAUAAGCAUAUAUCGUUCUAUUUUACCCUGUCCGGUCUGCCGCCUCACUUGUCCAAUCAGGAAUAUAAUUGUCACUUUCUCUCAACUUCCAACUUGGCCAGUGUGGGGGAAAUUGCGGAGCAAAUUGUGGAAGAAAUGAAUGAUAUGACAACUGAAGGGUUUGAAGCCUACGAUCAUAGCAUUGGCCAGAAGGUUUGGGUGACGUCUUCGGUCUUUUGUUUCCUGGCGGACUCGCCCAUGCAUGCUGAGGUGACUUGCACACCAAAUCCUGGGGCUUCAAUAAAUCCGUGCCGAAUGUGCAAGCUGUCGGUGAGCAUGAAGAGGUUAAAGCGGACACGCAGGUUCAUCAGGGCUUUCCUCGGGAGGGGGUUUCAUGGGAAUAAGGUGCGAGGGGACCCUAGGGAGUGGGAGGAAACAAAAUCAAGAUGUCGCGAACUUUGGGAAAUUGCGACCACACAAAGCUGGAAUCAAUUUGUGAUCAAAUGUAAGGAGUAUGGUCUAAAGGAUACAAUAACAACAAGGCUCUUGACCGAGGCAAAACUGGAUUCUUGCAUCAAAGAGAAGAUGAUGAAUAUGGCCCUUGGGGAUUCCAAUCGCUUAUACAGCCCCUUUUUGCAACUGAUUGGGUUUGACGGGGUGCGUGAUACCCCAGUUGAAGUAUUGCAUGUUGUCCUCCUUGGGGUGGUGAAAUAUUUGGCCCGAGAUUUGGUUGCAGGGAUCUCCGAAGGAGACCAGAAGCUGCUGGUGGGACGCCUACAAUCUUUCGACUGCACGGCUCUGAACAUCUCUUCGUUCAAGCCAAAAUACCUGAUCAAGCACAUCAAGAGCCUGGUAGGGCGGGAUUUUAAGAUCUUGUUACAAGCAGCCCCUUUUGUGUUUGGGGAAUGGAUGAGUGAGGAACAGAAACCAAUAUGGUUUGCUCUUUGCAAGCUGGCCCCUUUGAUUUUCCAGACAUGCAUAGACGACAUGGACGCCUACCUGAUUGAACUCACCCACCACAUUGACAUAUUCUUGUUUCACAUAAUCCGAUCAACAGCGCAAUGGGUCAACAAGCCAAAGUUUCACAUGCUCGUGCACCUUGUGGAAUGCAUCCGGAGGUUUGGGCCAGCGUCCCUGUUUGCAACAGAGAAGUUCGAAUCGUAUAACGGGGUCUUACGCAAAGCUUCUGUGCACUCAAACAAAUUGGCCCCUGGGCGAGAUCUGGCGACCUCCUUCAAUGAUUUUGGAUCACUCAGGUUUGUGGUGUCUGGGGGGAUUGUCUUGGACAAUCAGACGGGUGGUACACGGCCGAUUGGGACCUCAGUGACGUCGGUUUUUAACGAUAACCCCUCGGUUCAGAAGUCAAUGGGAUACAACCACCUGGCGUGUCACCCAGAUGACAGACGCGACUACCCUAGGAAGGCACGUGGACGUGUGGGGGAGAAGAUGCUCUCAGUCCCACCAGCAGCCCUCUUGGAAGCACACCCAAGCGCUGUUGUCAAACAAGUUGGAAGGGUUGAUGUGAGCAAGCAUGAUUGUGUGGGAAGUGGGUCAUUUGUGGUGGUUGGCGAGAGCCCCAUGGGGGAGUUGGUGGUUGGGCAUGUGGAGUCUUUGUGGGAGGUCUCAGCUAAUGGAAGCACCCCGGGGUUCUUUGCCUCAAUGAAUUUUAUCAUUGGAUGCAUAAAUGUUCAACAUAAUUGCCACAGAGGCGAAUGCCCCGUUGAGCUCACCAAGGAGGAGGACAUGGAGCGGCAGCGUACAGGGCGCAAGGGAAGGCAGGUCGAGCACUCAGACCAAGAACACUACAUCAUCAACAGUGGAGCCCUCAGGAAUGCCGUGCUCCAUCGAAGAAUAUCAGGACUGCCUAUGGAUCUCCCGGACAGACACAAAUGGACUGAAGCAAUCGAUCUUGGGCUUGGCAUCUGGAAUAUAGGUUUGGAUCCUAUUCAAUCUGAUGACGAGCACUUUGAUGAAUAUCAGCCAGGGAGUGAAGAUGACGCCGAGGGGGAGACGGAUUCCGAGUUCGCCAGAUCAUCAAAUAGUUCUGGGUCUGAUAAUGAUGAGGACGUGGAUGGCGAGGAGGACGCCGAGGGCGAGACAGAUUCCGAGUAUGAUGGAGAAGCUGAUGAUGAGGUGUAG
Molecule: messenger RNA, 3486 nt
Organism: Puccinia graminis f. sp. tritici CRL 75-36-700-3
Lineage: Eukaryota; Fungi; Basidiomycota; Pucciniomycetes; Pucciniales; Pucciniaceae
Exons: 10
Coding region: 1-3486 (1161 amino acids)
Source: RefSeq, a predicted model, not a curated record